This is a messenger RNA of Dinoponera quadriceps, 5851 nucleotides long. RefSeq names its product zinc finger protein 252-like. The coding region runs from base 792 to 4913 and encodes 1373 amino acids. Gene Ontology annotation, molecular function: zinc ion binding. The record is from RefSeq and is a predicted model, not a curated record. Lineage: Eukaryota; Metazoa; Arthropoda; Insecta; Hymenoptera; Formicidae. Gene Ontology annotation, cellular component: nucleus. The transcript has 11 exons.
UCAAACGGGCGAGAACACGGUGGCUGUUGACGGCAGCCAUCUUAACACGCGCCAUCUGCACCGUGCUCUAAUGAAGUUCGAAGUCUUUGUAGAAAUCCACAACCAAUUCGCUUUUCCAACCAAGUUACCGUCUUCGUGGUGGUGCGGGCCGAAACCUGGCCGCGUCGUCGUCGACGCAUUUGAGGUUAAUUUCUCUGUUGUCCCGACCACCAGCUCGACAUUAAUUUACAAACAAAAGGCAAUUUGACAGAUUUGGGACUAAAGGCAGGGACCCCCAAUGGGACAUUAACUUCACUCGCAGUAUCAUAUAUUUUUAUAGCUGGAGCUGCACUCAUAAGGGCCUUACGAAUGCCCAGUAACAGAUGUGUCAAUUUAACUCAUAAAUUUCAUCCACAACCUCAGACAUUCUUGUAGUUGAGGUUCUGCUUAUCGCUGAGACUUGUAAUUGUCAGUAGCAGUGUUAAUUCAACUAGUUUCAGCAGAAAUGAUGUACUUUAUACAAUGAUAAGCCUGCUGAAGAUAUAUCACUGCAUAAAUCCGAGCUUAUAUAUGUUUACGUGAUUGAUUAGAGAGCUUACUUGAGUGAGGAAUAUGUCUCAAGUGCUAUCGAUGAUUUGUUCAAAGGUUUAAAAAUGUUUUAAACGAUACGGAUGUGACAAGAAAAAAAUGUGUAAUAUUAGGUAGCUUCUUAUUGUCACUGUUCUUCUUAUUCGUCAGAAUUGGUGAUCGAACAGAUACGUGUAAAAAGACAGCAAGUGUAAAACCCAUAUGCCAGACAGGUGUAAAUUCUCAUGAGGAUGUCGAACGACGAGGUGAACAAGCGUGACCACAACUAUAGCGAGGCUCUAUUGCUGUCCCCGCAAACAACACCUUCACAAUCGUACUCUACUGAUGAUGGUGAUUACAACGUCAGUGUCAACUCUGUACCCAUCCGGGGGAAAUCCCGGCUGACACGUGAAAUCGGUCAGAUUAAGGACAUUGACGAACUAAAGAAGAUAGCACCGCGUGUGCGUCUGCAGGAUGCUCAAAGUCUGAGUGAAUUGACGAAGAUUUCUAUGAGUAACAGUAACUUACACAGCAAUGUGUCAAUUUCUGACAGGACCAAGCGAGAGCUGAAGAAGUACUGUCGUACCUGUGCUGGUUUGAAACUGCCCUUGGUGGACAUCUUCAGCGAGCGGGGCAACCAAAUGCGAUUGAGCCAGCAAAUGCGACAUCUGGAAGUCAUCUACCCUUACGACAACUUGUCCACGCAGAUGUGCAUGGACUGCAUCUGCGACCUGAAGAUGAGCUACAAAUUUUUUAUGCAGAUCAAAAAAGCACAGGUAAAGCUUAAGUCAAUUCUUGUCAACCUGACAACGACGAUCGAUAACGCAGCAAUGUCGAAAAAACCGGUGAUCGAUGAUCCUGAACCAACACAGCCUUCCACGGCGACGAAAGAGAACGAGCCGGAAUCAAGGAUAGCAACCUCUGUAGCCGAGGAGAAUCUUUUUACGUCGUCGCCUAUAAACGAAGACGAACCUUCUCCCACAAGUCAGAAAGAUGAAGAACCAGUCUCCGCUAUUUUUUCGCUGCAGGAUGACACAAAGGAGUCGACAGAGGAACAAGAGGCCAUCGGGAUUUUCGAGGAAGUGGUAGAGGUGGUGGGCGAUGACGACGAGGAGGAUGAUGACGACUCCAUCGAGGAGUUCGAUCCGGAAGAUCCGGAAGAUGAUUUCCAAGAGCAGGAUGUACAGGUCGAAGAAGUCCAGCAAGAAGAAUCACCAGCCGUUUAUAAAUACGAUAUGGCGCUGAAAUCGUAUGUGCGGCUGGAGGGAACCGCUGAAGAAGCGAUAGCCGCCACUACUCCAGUACUGGCGCCUACCCAAGUAGUGCCUGUCUGCGCCGAAGGAGAGGAAGAAGAAGGUUCAAGAGAGCCAGGGCAGCCGAAUAUAUUGAAGAAAAGGCUGCUAAUGCCGGCGAGGACAAAUUUGGAGGGAGAGUCGGGAAGUAGCGGAGGAGAGACGGCGGCGAAGGUUCAGAAACUGGACUUAAACAACCCUCUGAGCGUGAACAACGCCCCCGAGGAGGAUGGAGUUAUGUACGUGACCGUGAAAGGUGCCAAACCGAACGAGAUACUCCUGGUGAAAGUAAAAAAGAUGGACAAGCAAGCAGAACGUACAUCCGCUGAGACCAAGUCCGUCGAGCGUUUUUUUAAACGCCACGAGACCUUGUUGAAGGAUUAUUCGCGAAAACCGGAUGCGCGCGAGCAAAUAAUCGAGGAACAAAUUGAAGAAUACAAGCGGAAGCGCGAGAAGAUUCUCGGUGAUCAGUCGGCGAUGAUCUUCUCCCUGAACGAAAGCCGAAAGGAGUCGCAGAAAGAGAGUUCUCCAGUUAAGUCAAAUUUUGUUCAGCUAGAAGGGAUAGUGAAAGAAGAAGAAAGAAUGAAUAUAAAUGAAGAAUUGAAGGAAGAGGAGAUGAAUGUGGAGGAAGUGAACACGGAAAAGCCGAAUAUGAAGGCACCGAAAUUACAACCGGAAGAAACAAACAGGAAGAAGGAAAGCCUGCAAAGAGAGCUGGAGCAGUCCUGCAAAGAGGCAGAUUUGGACAGGUUGGCGAGAAUCUUGGGCAAAGAGAACCAGAAUCUGCAGGAAUUCCAAGAGUAUCUGAAGCAGCGCAAGAUUAUCAUCACGCGUCUCAAAGACGAGGAUAUCAUCACUCUGUACGAGGAUCGUCACAGCGUUCUCAGGCCUCGCGACGCUCUGCCCGACCUCAUCGACACUUCAUUGCCGGCCGAUCCUCUCCCCGAGGAAUAUUACUUCGAGUGCGACUACUGCCCGGAAAUGUUCUCCGCUCGCGAAGUCUUCGAGGACCACCUUAAGGCUCACGAUUACCGCAUAAUGCACUACUGCGAGGACUGCGGUGAGGAAUUCACGACCAACAAGGCCAAGAGGAAUCACAACAUAGCCUGCCUGAAGAAGCUGAUUUGCAAGUACUGCGACAUGCUGAUGGACACUCGAGGAAGGAAGCGUCGGCACGAGCAGAAGCACGUGGAUAAUCUCUACGGUCAGCUGUGCGAGAUCUGCGGGGAGCGGUUCAAGCACCAAGGCACCCUGGACCAGCACCGGAAGACUCAGCACACGAUUUUAGAGAAGAUCUAUCAGUGCCCGAAGUGCCCGAAGAAAUUCGCCUUCAAGCAGAAGCUCAGCUUCCACCUGAAGUCGGUGCACACGACCUUGAGGGCUUUCCUCUGCGAGGAUUGCGGCGCGGAUUUCAAGAAUCCGGCCAGUCUGCGGCAUCACCGUAUCAGGAAGCACCAGCCGGUGGGCAACAAGCGCGAGUGCCCGGUGUGCAGGAAGCUAGUGCCAUUUUACAGCCUGUCGAAGCACAUGCACACCCACAAAGCGUACAGCAUUCAGUGUCCGCAUUGCGACAAGAUGUUCAAGAACAGCUCGACGCUGAAGCAGCACGUGAGAAUUCACGAGGACCAGAGGCAGUAUCGUUGCGACACGUGCGGGGUAGGUUUCAACAGAAGGGACGGAUUGAGGCUGCACAUGAGGGUGCACCAGAAGACGGACAGCCGAGGGCUGAAGGAGUGCUCCUGUCAAGUUUGCGGGGAGAAGUUCCCGAAUCACUCGACAUUGGUGAUACACAGGAACAGGGUGCACAAGGACGGCAGACAGUACACAUGUCAUAUUUGCAACAGAUCGAUGAUAUCGACCAGGUCUCUAGAAUGGCAUAUGUCGCAUAUUCAUAAAGAAUCUAUGCCAGGUAAAGUCGCACGAAUUGUUCGUGACGAGUCCGGCCUGCCUGAGAAAAAGCGGGUUUCCUGUUACCAUUGCAACAAGACAUUUAAAACGGAGAUGAUCCUGCGCACGCAUAUCAAGAAAACGCACAUGGAGAAGGAUCCGAUGAAGUGCGCCGAUUGCGGAGAUACAUUCACGUCGGAAGUACGUCUGCGUCAUCAUAUGAUGGUCACGCAUAAUCGCCUGGAAGGCACCCUGGAAUGCCCACAUUGCACGAAACGUUUCGUCAACCAGCUGAGGUUGAAGACGCACAUGAUCUCGCACUCGGAGGAGAGGCCCUACACUUGCGAAGUCUGCGGUUUCACUCUGAAAACCAAGAUCCAGCUGAUCAAACAUCAUCAGAACCGACACAGCGACGAGCGGCCGCUGCAAUGCAGGUAUUGUCCGUGGCGUUGCAAACAGGUGAGCGCUUUGGUGUGCCACGAGCGCACGCACACCAACGAACGGCCUUACGCGUGCAGCGUAUGCCGGCAGCGUUUCAAGUAUCUCGGCGACAAGAACAAGCACGAACGUCGCCACGAGAGCCUCGGCGGUGCCGGAUUCAAGCGCAUCGUGCCCGGUAGGAAUAUCAAGACGAAGCCGCGCGAAGAUCAGUCUUCGGCGUCCGAGCAGGAAGUGGAAAUCAUGAAGAACCCAAUCGUUAUUAAGACGGACGCCGAAGGUGUCGCCGAAUGUGUGACCGAGGAACAAUUUGAAGAACAGCAGCAGAACGAAGUAUUCAAAGAGGAACAGCUUGUGGAGUUUGAGGAACAACACAUAGUGAAGUUCGAAGAGCAGCACAUCUCGGGAGAAUACGAACAGGUGUACGAGCAGGAAUACGAAGAAACGUCGAGGGAGGCUUCAGAGGCCACCGAGGUGAUCAUGAACAUGGAGGACCCUAGUGUGUACACGGAAGAGGUAACCGCCGACAAUAUAGAGGCCGCGGAUAUGAUAACCGAGGACGAAAUAAUAACGGGCGAUAUCUUGCAUUCGGCGACUGCCGGCGGCGCUACCGCCGCCGUCGUGCAUCUGCAGCAGCAGGAUGACUCUGGGAAAAUUCAAGUAAUACCGGUGAUGCUGUCGCUACCCGAUCUCACGGACGCCAACGCCGAGGUUAACCUCGCCACCGCGUCCAUCAUGUACAACAAUUGACGCGUACUGCAAUCGACGUCGAAUGAUUAAUAUUUACGUGCGACGGCCACGUCAUGAACAAUUUUAUCGUGUGUUUGUUCGGAAAGAUCUAUAAUUCGCGUCGAAAUUCGAUGGGAAAUCCUACGUGAAGUUUCGUUGCGCAGCGGUCAGAAACAUUUGCACGCGUUUAGAAUGACGUCUGUUUCGGUGAAAAUAUGAUCUCUACCUCACCGUCGAGUGGGUAAGCAGUGAAAAUACCAACACUGUAAGUAAAUAUUGCAUAUCGUGGCUCUCGAAUCUGUGUUGCAAAUUACAGAUCAGACGGAGGUAUGUAAUGCUUAGAAGAAAGAAUUGGACUUUCCGCUGGAGUUCAGCCACGGAUAAAACGCGAAUUUCGCAAGAAUUGAGCGGUCAGUGAUAUAUUUAGAACAGUCGGUAUACCCCACUGAACGCUCAACUCGUCUUUCAUCAGUAUAUAUAAGAAUUGUAAUAUUGGCUAAAAUUAUAAUAUUCUAACGAGCUUGAGGUCUUCUUUCUUGUAAUUUGACUUCAUUCUCGCGACAUUUUCCCAUGAGUGGGAACUCAGUGGUUAAACUGGUCAGUGAAUAAAGAAGAUGUAACCGUCAACGAGCGUUGAUACAUGACUAAACUUAAGAUUCCACGAAUGGAAGAAUGAAAGGAGGUUCAAAACGAGUAACACAAUGAGGAAAGGAAUGAGGAAGGAUACAAUUGCCUAUGAAGCUUGGGUAGUAUUAGCGACUUCACAUUGAUUUCAUAAGCAUUUUUUUCAAUCCUCUUUGUGCUUCGCUUUCGAUAUAAAAAAUCGCAUGAAUUCUUUCGAUUGCCUAAGUAUUUCCAGUGGUUCUAGAUAGUGCGAAUACGAAGCUUAUAACGUGAAUGUCGAUAUGGAGACGUACGAGAAAGAAUGAAAUUAUGGUAGAUUCUGAAACAAAAACUAA